Molecule: messenger RNA, 826 nt
Organism: Panicum hallii
Lineage: Eukaryota; Viridiplantae; Streptophyta; Magnoliopsida; Poales; Poaceae
Product: arabinogalactan protein 16-like
Exons: 2
Coding region: 385-603 (72 amino acids)
Source: RefSeq, a predicted model, not a curated record
GGCAAAAGGCGUCGGAGCCAGCCACGGCCAGCCUCAGGAAUGGGAUUCCAGACUGGCCGAUCCGGCAGACCGCCCCGCCGCAACGGUCGUGCAUGUGCGCGGGCCCCGCCGCCGCCGCGUCGCGCCAUGGCAGCCCCAGCGAGGUCCAGCGGUUUUAGAGAGAGAAACCAAACAAGAGAGAGCGAGCGAGCGAGCGAGCGAGGGGGAGGGCCGUUUUAUAAGGGGGGAGUGAGGAGCGGAUGCACAUGCGUACAAGCAGGGAGAUAGGCGCGGCGUAUCCCCCGGCCACGGCCACGGCCACAGAGAUUUCUCUUGCUCCUUGUUCCUCUCCUCUCCUCUCCUCCCUCCCCGAAUCACGCGCGGUCCCAUCCAUCACCAGCCGCCAUGGCAAGAGCCACUCCGUUCGGUCUCGCCGUCGUGGCGGCGCUCGUCUUCGCCGUCGCCAUGCCGGCCCUCGCCGCCGCGCAGGCCCCCGCGCCGGCGCCCACCAGCGACGGCACGUCGAUUGACCAGGGCAUCGCGUACCUGCUGAUGAUCGUCGCCCUCGUGCUCACCUACCUCAUCCACCCCCUCGACGCAUCCUCCGCGUACAAGCUCUUCUGAGAGCAGAGCAGAAAUUUUUCCUUCCUUCUCCUGAUAGGGUAGUGGAUUAUUUGAGUGAGGAGGCAUCAUUGGUGGUCGGUCCGGUCCGUAUUCAUUCGUGACUUGUUCUAUUGGCUUCUGCAUGUGUAUAACAUUACUGCUACCUUCAUGUACUGCAUUUCAGAGAAUUUUUCCGAGUUCUGUUUGCGCGCAUGCAUCUGACCAUCAGCAGCAGCGUGUAUGA